AUGAUGCCAAGGACAAGUUCAUCAGUCCUCUUAGUGGGACUUUUGUGCCUAUGCUGCUGGGAAGCUAUGAUCACAAAAGUAGAAGCAGAAUACAUGGCAUACAAGGACCCUAACAAGCCCAUAAAUAUUCGAAUAAAGGACCUUAUGGACCGAAUGACACUAGCCGAAAAGAUUGGCCAGAUGACACAGCUAGACCGUCAGAACGUGACGGCUGAGAUCAUGAGGGACUACUCAAUAGGCAGCUUAUUGAGUGGUGGAGGAAGUGUGCCGCGACUGAGAGCUAAUCCACAGGAUUGGAUCAACAUGGUCAAUGAUUUUCAAAAUGGUUCGCUGUCAAGCCGGCUUGGAAUCCCUAUGAUUUAUGGCAUUGAUGCGGUUCAUGGCCACAAUAAUGUUUAUAAGGCCACAAUUUUCCCACAUAAUGUUGGACUUGGUGCUACCAGGGAUUCAGAACUUGUGAAGAAGAUUGGUGCUGCAACUGCUCUUGAACUUAGAGCUACUGGUAUUACCUAUGCAUUUGCACCAUGCAUUGCGGUCUGCAGAGAUCCAAGAUGGGGAAGGUGCUACGAGAGUUAUAGCGAGGAUCCUGAAAUCGUAAAACAGAUGACUGAUAUCAUACUUGGGCUGCAAGGCGAUAUUCCAGCUGGUUCAAGGAAGGGAGUUCCUUAUGUUGGUGGAAAGGAUAAGGUGGUAGCCUGCGCAAAACACUUUGUGGGAGACGGAGGCACCAUCAAGGGCAUCAAUGAAAACAACACUCUGAUUGAUAUGCAUGGAUUAAUGAGCAUUCACAUGCCUGCUUACUACCAUUCUAUCAUCAAGGGUGUGUCCACUAUCAUGGUGUCCUACUCCAGUUGGAAUGGAAAGAAGAUGCACGCUAACCACGAGCUCGUCACUAGAUUUCUAAAGGAUACCCUUAAGUUCAAGGGCUUUGUCAUCUCUGACUGGCAGGGUAUUGACAAAAUUUCCUAUCCACUCCAUUCGGAUUACCCAAACUCAGUUCUUGCUGGUAUUCAAGCUGGCAUUGACAUGGUCAUGGUUCCAUACAACUAUACCGAGUUCAUUGGUAUAGUAACCGACCACGUCAACAACAAACGUAUCCCCAUGAGCCGUAUUGAUGAUGCAGUUAGGAGAAUUCUGAGAGUCAAAUUCAUGAUGGGUCUUUUUGAGAACCCCUUGGCUGAUCAGAGCUUCGUUGACCAGCUUGGAAGCCAGGCUCACAGAGAUUUGGCGAGGGAAGCAGUGAGGAAGUCACUUGUGCUUCUGAAGAAUGGAGAAAAUUCAGAUACACCAGUCCUCCCACUCCCAAAAAAGGCCUCCAGGAUCCUAGUUGCUGGAACUCAUGCCAACAACUUGGGCUAUCAAUGUGGAGGCUGGAGUCUCACUUGGCAAGGAGUUAGUGGCAACAACUACACUGCUGGAACCACUAUACUCGGUGCCAUUGCUAGUGCAGUUAACGAGACCACGGACAUUGUCUUCAGCAUAAAUCCUGAUCCUAAUUUUGUCAAGGCAAGCAACUUCGAUUACGCGGUUGUUGCUGUUGGUGAGGUCCCUUACGCAGAGACAAGGGGAGAUAGUUUAAAUUUGACAAUUCCAGAACCAGGUCCGAGCAUUAUCACCAAUGUGUGCGGCGCAGUCAAGUGUGUUGUUAUCGUUGUCUCUGGGCGUACUGUUGUGAUUGAGCCCUACCUUUCGUCGAUCGAUGCUCUUGUGGCUGCAUGGCUUCCUGGAACCGAAGGCCAAGGAAUUAGCGAUGUUUUGUUUGGUGAUUAUGGAUUCAGUGGGAAGCUGCCUAGGACUUGGUUCAAGACAGCAGAUCAACUCCCUAUGAAUGUUGGUGAUAGACAUUAUGAUCCCCUCUUUCCUUUUGGUUUUGGACUUACAACUGAUCCGCUUGAUCAGUGA
This is a messenger RNA of Prunus armeniaca (apricot), 1902 nucleotides long. NCBI's taxonomy places the organism in Eukaryota, Viridiplantae, Streptophyta, Magnoliopsida, Rosales, Rosaceae. The record is from the annotation of a GenBank genome assembly.